AUGAUAGUUAGAAUAUUGUUGUUGUGGAUCAUUUGUUGCCACUUCAACAAUUUUCCAUUUCCAAAAGGUCAAACGGAAUCCAGUCCAGUUGAAGUAGAAAUCAAUAUAAAAAGGAGAUUUGGAACUACUGCGUAUAUUUUCAACUAUUAUGGAUUUGUCGGAACUUAUACUGUUAAUAAAGGAUAUACAAUUAAAUCAGUUCAUCAUGGAGAUUUUAUAAUUUGGAGAUCUAAAAAUCCUGGUGAAACAGCUUUUCAUGUUAGGGUUGAGGGAAUAGGCACCAGUCAUAAAUCUGUAACAAUAUUUCAUUCAAAUGGUGAAAAAACAAAGUUUGUUAAAACCCAUAAAUUUUGUGGUUUACUAAGGAGAUGGGAAAAAGUAAUGUUUACUCCAAUAUACACAUUGGAUGACAGGGUUCCUCUGGGUCAAAGCAGAGAUGUUGACGAUGAUACUGACGAAUACAAAGAUGGAGAUUUAGGUGAAGAUUCAUUUGUCUAA
Molecule: messenger RNA, 498 nt
Organism: Theileria orientalis strain Shintoku
Lineage: Eukaryota; Apicomplexa; Aconoidasida; Piroplasmida; Theileriidae
Exons: 1
Coding region: 1-498 (165 amino acids)
Source: RefSeq, a predicted model, not a curated record